AUAAUUAUGCAUUUUUUGUAUAUAAAUUAAUUAUAUUUCUAAAUAUUUUAUACAUAAUACAGCUAAAAAAUUUUCUAAUUAUUAAACAAUUAUUAAACAAUUUCUUCUUAAAUUUAAUUUGGAAACAUAACACUAACAAUAAAAUGAUUCAUCAUAUUAUCAUAAUUUUACCAAAAUACUAUUUCAAAAUUAAUUGCACAAAUAGUUGUUAAUAUUUUACAAAAGAUCAAUACUUCUGCUAUUUCUAUAUCCAUUUUUGUAACUACAUCUACAUAAUUUUAAAUUAUAAUUUGUGUGCUAAAUUUCGUCAUAUAAUUUAAUAAAUGUUGUUCUGUAGGAACAAAUAUAUUCUUAUUUUAUUAAAGUCAUAUGAUUUCAACAUUCUCACUACAUAAAUAUUUAGCAAUUUAGUAAUAAAUCAAUAUAAAUAAAAUGGAAUUUGUCUUUUAGUGAACAUUACAUUUAAUAUACAUACGACGAUAGUCCAUAGUCAAAUUCAAUGUGAUAUAAAAGAUAAAAUAUUUAAAGUAAGUUUAUUUCACUCAACACAUCUAUUUUAUUUCAUAAGACAUUUUAAAUAUUACAGCCAACGCGCGGUACCAUAUAAUUCGUCCAAUUCGCGGCCUUGGCAUUUGUUUUUCCGGCAUACGAACAAUGCUCCUGGCGUACGCAAGGUCGCGCCACGCUGUCAGUUGUGCGUCGUGCGUCAGCAUUAAACAAAUGGACGGUGGCGAAGGGAUAUUUUACCGUAAAUAUUCAUUCCGGGAGUACCGUGCGACGGGCGUACUUUGAUAAUUAGUUUGCGUACGCGUAAUUGUCUCGUAGUUGUACGUGUCUUGAAUGUUCUGCGAGUGCAAGGAUUCCUGUCAACCUGAGAAGAGGAGGAAGGAGAGAUGUCCGGCGAUGGAGCGCGCGCGCAACCUUGAGGUAAUAUUAGUUAUAUUUAUAUAUUGUUUCUUACACAGAAUUAAAUCAUUUUCCUUCAACUGGAUUGUUUGUAUUCUCAAAAAUAAGAAUUGAAGAGAAAAGAGAAACUUUUAUUUAAUAAAAAUUUAUAAAUAUACUUAACCUUCAUGCGGAUGAGUGGCCCACUAAUAUGUUAUGUUAUAGUUAAAAUUACAUUAGCUAUGCUCUUAUGAAAUAAAGAAAUGCAGAAAUAAUGAACUUUAAGAUUUCAACAAUGGGAUGGUAUAAAUGGAUGAGCUCUGUUGCUAACCUAAAAGUAUGAAAUAUUUAAGAAAACAAUGCUUGAGGUGAUGUAGCUGUCCCAUUUAUCUACUCAAAGAUUAAAGAGGUAGAAAGCUUUGUCGAAAAGAUCUAACUAUUUUAUGAAAUCCAUUUGAAAGAUGAAUAAAAAUUUGAUGUAAACAAUUAUUUUUUCAAAAUACUUUGACUUUUGGUAUCAAUUUGGCUGUUAUUACAUGUUUUAUUUGUAUGUUGCAGUGCCAUCGUAGUUUGUGAUGCAGAUCACUCUGCUUGCACAUCACAUCGGUAGAAGGCGAGAUGUUGUGAUGGCUGGUAGAUCACGACGUUCGAGCACAGAGCUCGAACCAGAUUUAUCGACGCCAACUGCCCCUAAGAGGCCCAAGCAAUCCGAGACCUCACCCGAAUCGUCUGGCGAGGAGAACUUAACGGAAGUGGAAAGUACCGAGACACCAACCGCGAGUGAAAUAUCUUUACAGGCGGAGGUCGUGGUCGUUCGAGAAGGGGAGAAACAGCUCUCAGAUGUUACAGAGCAAGCAGGAACGUCGAAGCAGUCGGUUUUGAUCAGUAAAACGUCCCCAGAGUCGUCCAAAGAAUCGUCUCAAACGGACACGGAUAUCUUCGAACGAGAGAGCGUCGCCUCGACCUCUACGGAAGCGAUCCCGAGCACCUCGAGGGAAGAGCAACUCGGCACGCUGAAAACCAUUGUAAUGAAAUACAGCGAUCAGGGCGAGCUCUCUGGUCCUUCCGGAAGACGAUCAGAGGAGACGGUACAAAGUUUAUUACUGCGCGAACAUAUGUCGUACGAGGAUCUGUCCCUUAUCGGGAACGGCGCUUACGGAACAGUGUACAAAGCUAAAGAUAGAACCGGCAACGCCGUAGCGCUUAAGAAAGUCAGAAUACCUUUGACGGAGGAUGGUCUGCCUACGUCCACGCUAAGAGAGAUUGCUGUCCUGAAAUCGCUCGAACGAUAUGAGCACCCACAUAUCGUCAGAUUAUUGGACGUCUGUCAUGGAGAUUAUCUACAUUUACCGUCAAGUGACAGUACACGAUCCGAAAGGCUAGACCCUGGCGUUACCCUCUGGUUGGUGUUCGAACAUUUGGAAAGCGAUCUCGCAUCGUUCAUAGCUAAUUAUCGGAAUAGCUCGCCGCACUCAGGCAUCUCGCCGUAUCUCGUGAGGAAAAUGUCAAAAGAGAUACUCAACGGGGUAGAGUUUCUACAUAGCCAUAGAAUAGUACACAGGGACUUGAAGCCGCAGAAUCUUUUGGUAACGCGCGACAGGCAAAUCAAGAUCGCGGAUUUUGGUCUGGCCAAGACCUACGACUUUGCGAUGAGAUUAACUUCCGUGGUUGUAACUCAAUGGUAUCGAGCACCCGAAGUACUCUUAGGAUGUUCCUAUGCUACUCCUGUAGAUAUUUGGUCUGUUGGAUGCAUAUUGGCAGAACUUUGCAAGUUGGAGCCGUUAUUCCCAGGUACCAGUGAAGGCGAUCAACUGGAUAGGAUUUUCCAAGUUUUGGGGACUCCGCCAAGGCAAGCGUGGCCGGAAAACGUAUCGCUCAGUUGGACAGCUUUCCCACGCAGACAACCCAAACCUCUCGGUGCAAUAAUACCGGAUCUCAAUGAACACGGAUUAGACUUAGUAAGGAGUAUGCUCAUGUUUGAUCCUCAUAGUCGUAUAACCGCAGCUCAAGCCGUAAGACACCGAUAUUUUUCCGAGGAGAUCGUACAAUGACCAUUCUAUAAAUUAUCUAGACUUACUGCUGGAAUAAUCUGGCAAACCCAGACUGACAUAAUUAUAUUCAGGAAUAGAAGUACAUAUAAUACUUAAGUGUGCACUAUAACAGUAUGAAUUAUUAUAGUAGAAUUACUAAUAAUACGUUGAUUAUUAAAUAUCUAAUAAAAGCCACGUAUAAACUUAUUGCGUAUUCAGCGUAUUGUAUUGAAAUUUUGAGAUAAUACAGAAUCUUUGACAAAUGCAGAAUACAACAAUAUGGAAAAUACAUACAGCGUAUCAUGAUUUGAUAUGCAGCGAUACAUAUACGAUGAUAUGAUACGCAACAAGUCUAUAUUCGCCCUAAUUCGAGUAUUAAAAAACGCCCAUGCGUAUAAAUGCUGAAGUACCAUAAAUUCAAUUAGCAUUUAAAUUUAUUAUAUCGUAUUAAAUUAUACAUAUCGCUUAUUUUUACAUAACUAGCCUUGCGAAAUUAAGUUAUUAACAGUAAAUAUAACAACCUCUAACAGUUUACGAAAUAAGCUCGUAAUAUUUAAGUUAAUUUAUCUGAGGUAUACCUUAAUGUACAAUAUGAAAACGAAACGAUUAUUAUUAUUUUUGAUAUGUUAUUUAUUUACGUAAUGUCUUAAUGUUUUAGUCACUUGUCUUUUUAUGACAUUAUGAGUUAUACUUCUUGGUAAUUUUUUUGUCAUAGCAAUUACUACUUAGUAAUUUAAUUGUACGUUUAUGUUAGUAAUUACGUAAGAUUUUUGUAGUUGCGGCGAAUCCUAUUAGAGGUAUAAAAGUGUAUGUGUAAAUUGUAUAUUUGAUACACAUACUUAACUUAGUUUUCGAUACAAAAUUAGUGUAAAAAAUCUAAGAUAACACUGUAUAUUUUUUACAAGUAGAAUUAUUUUUCUAAGACUGGGGCCUUCGCGACCCAUUAGCAAACACGGGAAUGAUUUAAAGAUCUUCCGGAAGAAAUCAGCUAACACUGCCAUAUUUUAUUUGUACGACAAGCCAUUGCAAUCGUUACUAGCGUAUUUUUAUAAAUGUACAAUGUCGAUGAUACGUGUAUAAAGCAAUAAGUGACAAUAUUUAUAUGCCUUUAGGGUGCAUUAUAGUGUUAAGAUGUCAAAAAAUAGAAUAAGCGCAUUAUUAAGAGAAGACUGUUCAAUGAAAUAUAAGUUUUAUAAUUUUACACGUA
Solenopsis invicta (red fire ant) is the source of this 4122-nucleotide messenger RNA. RefSeq names its product cyclin-dependent kinase 4. The transcript has 5 exons. Gene Ontology annotation, cellular component: nucleus; cytoplasm; cyclin-dependent protein kinase holoenzyme complex. The record is from RefSeq and is a predicted model, not a curated record. The coding region runs from base 1461 to 2936 and encodes 491 amino acids. Lineage: Eukaryota; Metazoa; Arthropoda; Insecta; Hymenoptera; Formicidae. Gene Ontology annotation, molecular function: cyclin binding; ATP binding; cyclin-dependent protein serine/threonine kinase activity. Gene Ontology annotation, biological process: G1/S transition of mitotic cell cycle; regulation of gene expression; regulation of G2/M transition of mitotic cell cycle.